Messenger RNA from Orcinus orca (killer whale), 2527 nucleotides. It is a transcript of the gene SLC47A1, whose product is annotated as solute carrier family 47 member 1. Gene Ontology annotation, molecular function: xenobiotic transmembrane transporter activity; antiporter activity. Lineage: Eukaryota; Metazoa; Chordata; Mammalia; Artiodactyla; Delphinidae. The transcript has 17 exons. Gene Ontology annotation, biological process: xenobiotic detoxification by transmembrane export across the plasma membrane. Gene Ontology annotation, cellular component: membrane. The coding region runs from base 263 to 1855 and encodes 530 amino acids. The record is from RefSeq and is a predicted model, not a curated record.
GUUCCUCGCGCACCUGCUGAUCUUUCUCAUCAGCCUCGUCAGCUCCGUAUUCUGCGGACACCUGGGCAAGGUCGAGUUGGAUGCGGUUACGCUUGCUGUCUCGUCGACAAGGACAGAUGUGGACACCAUGUGAUCUGAGACACAGAUCACCAGCUGCUCCCGCCUGGUCCCCGGACGCUUGCCACACCUGGUCUGCUGUUCCUUGCAGGUUGUGAAUGUCGCCGGGAUUUCCGUUGGAACUGGCUUGGCCUCCGCUUGUGACAUGCUCAUGUCUCAGUCCUUUGGAGCCAAGAACCUAAAGCGUGUGGGGAUCGUCCUUCAGAGAAGCAUCCUCGUCCUGCUGCUGUGCUGCUUCCCGUGCUGGGCCCUCUUGCUCAACACCGAGAGCCUCCUCCUGUUCCUGAAGCAAGACCCCGAGGUCUCCAGGAUAGCCCAGAUCUAUGUGAUGAUUUUAAUCCCUUCUCUUCCGGUUAGGGUUACCUUUGAUUCCAAAUUAAUCAGGAUGCUUCCUGGGCUCCGCCUGGAUUUGGGGAAGGACCGCCAGCUGUCACCCUCGGAGCCAUUCAGACGUCAAGGCAGCGAGUGGGAGUGGCUUCUCUCGAGCUGGUUAGAAUUCGCUUUUGUCCUCACGGAGUCUGCUGGGAAAAUCCAAAUAGGCCACAUUGCUGUUCCAGCUGCAGGCAAAGUAUUUACAAAGUCAGGGCAUCAUCCUGCCUCAAGUGGUUACCGGUAUUGCAGCGAACGUCCUCAACGUGGGCAUGAAUGCCCUCCUGCUGUACGCCCUGGACUUCGGAGUGGCAAAACCGAAAGAGGCUUUGGCCGUGGGGGAGUGAAGAGUCAGCGGCCGAGUUUGAGAAGCGGUGACACUGACCCACAGGAUCUGCCUGGGCGAACACCACUUCCCAGUUCUUCCUGUCUGCUCUUCUCUUCCUGUACGUGUGGUGGAAAAAAAUCCACGUCCACACCUGGGGAGGUUGGACCAGGGACUGUUUCCAGGAGUGGGGCUCCUUCAUCCAGCUGGCCAUCCCCAGCAUGUUCAUGGUGUGCAUUGAGUGGUGGACCUUUGAAGUCGGAACCUUCCUUGCAGGUGCCUCUAGGCCUUGGUGUGGCAGCCAGCGUCCGGGUGGGCAGUGCCCUGGGGGCAGGGGAUGCCCAGCAGGCACGACACUCCUGUGCCACCGCCCUCCUGUGUGCAGGUGUUUGCGCACUUGUAACCGGUAUCUUACUUGCUGCUUUAAAGGAUGUGGUAGCCUAUGCAUUCACCAGUGACAAAGAUGUCGUGUCCCUUGUGAGCCAAGUGAUGCCCAUUUUUGCUCCCUUUCAUCUGUUUGAUGCACUUGCGGGCACCUCUGGUGGAGUCCUGAGAGGUGCAGGAAAACAAAAGAUGGGUGCUCUCCUGAAUGCCAUCGGUUAUUAUGUUUUUGGUUUUCCCCUUGGAGCAUCUCUGAUGUUUGCUGCUAAUCACGGGAUAAUAGGUCUCUGGUCCGGAUUGACGGCCUGUGUCUUCUUUCAAACCCUCUUCUACUUGGUGUACAUCUGGAGGAUAAACUGGAACAGAGCGGCAGAGCAGGCACAGGUUCGGGCCGGGCUGAGAGGGACGAAGGAGGCCGUGCCCACCGCGACAGAUCUGUCCAUCCUAGACAAAGACGUAGCCGAUGGGGUGAUCCUACCUGACGUCAUCCAACCUGAGAGCCAGACCACGCAGCUGGUGGAGAACAGCUCGUGUGGGGUGGCCACCAUCGGGGAGGUCUUGACGGGGGCCCAGCUGAUUUUGUAUCACGGGGCGGCUGUAGUUUUAGCUUUUGCUGUCCUGGUAGCAGGAAUUUUAAUAAGAGUUUUCACUGACCGUGGCUGAAACGGAAUCACCCCAGCCCACAAACUAGCAGCGACAACGACAUGCCACACAGGAAGCAUGGGAAGUGACCCUGGUCACCGGGACAGUGGUUUCGCUCUCAACUAAGUGUGGAGAGGAUACCAGUGAUGUGUGCUUAGUUAUUCUGAGUGUUUGCACGAUCUUACUGCUUACUGAAGAUUAAGAAAAGAGUUAUAAUUUUAAGUGAACUUUUCUCCCAACCGUUAACUCUAUCAUGGUUUUUAAAUCUGUAAAUUUGUUUUUUCCGGCUUGAAGUGUUCUUUAUGCUGUCAGUAUCUUUUGUCUUCCAGGAAAGCAGGUCCUCUAACAUUAACCGCUGGUCACGUUGUCUUUUUGUUUCUCUGUUACGUGUUCAGUCUUGUUGGUGAGUUUGUACAAAGUGCCGUCUAGUCCGGUCCCAUGUAGUGCCGUGUAAACUUUUUCUUUUUUGCGGUACGCGGGCCUCUCACUGUUGCGGCCUCUCCCGUUGCGGAGCACAGGAUGCGCAGGCUCAGCGGCCAUGGCUCACGGGCCCAGCCGCUCCGCGGCAUGUGGGAUCCUCCCGGACCGGGGCAUGAACCCACAUCCCCUGCAUCGGCAGGUGGACUCUCAACCACUGCACCACCAGGGAAGCCCCCGUGUAAGCUUUUAUAAAAUAAACACUUUAAAAUGCGA